Messenger RNA from Racocetra persica, 198 nucleotides. Lineage: Eukaryota; Fungi; Glomeromycota; Glomeromycetes; Diversisporales; Gigasporaceae. The record is from the annotation of a GenBank genome assembly.
AUGAUAUUAAAUAGAGAAGAAGUUAAUAUGAGUAAAGCAGCAAUAAUUGUAAACAAUAUCCCAGCAGAAUUUGCAGCAGUAUUUGCAGCAUUGGUGACAGAACUACUAAUGGGCGAAACAGCUGGAUCUAAACUAGAUGAAACAUUAGGAAUUCAAGGAGUUGGGAUUGAAGGAAUUGGAAUAUCGAGACGGUUUUGA